AGAAGGAGCCGAUGUUGCGAUGUUGUUGGAGGAGCCCGUGCCCCGAAGCUGCCGGCGGCAGUGCCAGAGUCCUGAGCGCUGCCUAUGCCUCCCCUUCCCCGGGCAGCGGCGGCGGGGCGCGGAGCGGAGGCGCUCCCCCGGCAGGUGCUAGUAAUGUAAAGUCAUUGGAUGGUGUGAAAAUUCUUGAUUUAACAAGGGUUCUUGCAGGACCAUUUGCCACAAUGAAUUUGGAAGAUCUAGGGGCUGAAGUUAUGAAAGUGGAAAGACCAGGAGCUGGUGAUGACACAAGAGCCUGGGGCCCACCUUUUGCUGGGACAGAAACUGUUUAUUUUCUUAGUGUCAAUAGAAAUAAAAAGCUUGCAGCAGCAUCUGAUGUUUUUGUGGAAAACUUUGUCCCUGGGAAGCUGGCUGAAAUGGGUCUAGGUUAUGAAGACAUUAAAAAGAUUGCUCCUCACACAGUGUACUGUUCAAUAACAGGUUAUGGUCAGACUGGUCCAGUGGUUCAGAGAGGUGGAUAUGACUCCAUUGCUGCUGCUGUUUCUGGUCUCAUGCAUAUCACAGGGCAUGAGGAUGGUGAGCCAGUUAGACCAGGAGUAGCAAUGACAGACCUUGCUACUGGGUUGUAUACAUAUGGAGCAAUUAUGGCUGGUUUACUUCAGAGGUAUAAGACAGGAAAAGGACUACACAUUGACUGCAACCUCCUGUCAACUCAGGGUAGACUUGUCUAUGCACAGAACUGUUCUUAUAUUGCAAAAUUUUCAUCUGAACUUCCACAUCAUCGUCCUUUAGGCUACUCACGAGCAUACACAAGGAAGAGAUUGAAGACCUGGAUAGACGUUGGAGAACACCAUGUUGCAUGGUGUUUGUCUUCUACAUGA
Molecule: messenger RNA, 878 nt
Organism: Vidua chalybeata
Lineage: Eukaryota; Metazoa; Chordata; Aves; Passeriformes; Viduidae
Product: succinate--hydroxymethylglutarate CoA-transferase-like
Exons: 8
Coding region: 12-878 (288 amino acids)
Molecular function (GO): catalytic activity
Source: RefSeq, a predicted model, not a curated record